Messenger RNA from Echinops telfairi (small Madagascar hedgehog), 1287 nucleotides. RefSeq names its product MNAT1 component of CDK activating kinase (gene MNAT1). Lineage: Eukaryota; Metazoa; Chordata; Mammalia; Afrosoricida; Tenrecidae. The record is from RefSeq and is a predicted model, not a curated record. Gene Ontology annotation, molecular function: cyclin-dependent protein serine/threonine kinase activator activity. The coding region runs from base 17 to 946 and encodes 309 amino acids. Gene Ontology annotation, biological process: regulation of transcription by RNA polymerase II; positive regulation of cyclin-dependent protein serine/threonine kinase activity; nucleotide-excision repair. Gene Ontology annotation, cellular component: transcription factor TFIIH holo complex. The transcript has 8 exons.
UAGGGGAGGAGACACCAUGGACGAUCAGGGGUGCCCGCGAUGUAAGACCACCAAGUACCGGAACCCGUCCUUGAAGCUGAUGGUGAAUGUGUGCGGACACACUCUAUGUGAAAGUUGUGUGGAUUUGCUUUUUGUGAGAGGAGCUGGAAAUUGUCCUGAGUGUGGCACUCCACUGAGAAAGAGCAACUUCAGGGUACAACUCUUUGAAGACCCUACUGUUGACAAAGAGGUUGAGAUUAGGAAAAAAGUGUUAAAGAUAUACAAUAAAAGAGAAGAAGACUUUUCUAGUCUAAGAGAAUAUAAUGACUUCCUGGAAGAAGUGGAAGAAAUUGUUUUCAACUUGACCAACAAUGUGGAUUUGGACAACACCAAAAAGAAAAUGGAGCAAUACCAAAAGGAAAACAAAGAUGUGAUUCAGAAAAAUAAGCUGAAGCUGACUCGGGAACAGGAAGAAUUGGAAGAAGCUUUAGAAGUGGAGCGACAGGAAAAUGAACAAAGGAGACUGUUUAUACAAAAAGAAGAACACUUGCAGCAGAUGCUAAAAAGGAAGAAUAAGCAGGCGUUUUUAGAUGAACUGGAAAGUUCAGAUCUUCCUGUUGCUCUGCUUUUGGCUCAGCAUAAAGAUCGAUCUACCCAACUGGAAAUGCAGCUUGAGAAACCCAAAUCUAUAAAGCCAGUGACAUUUUCCACAGGCAUCAAAAUGGGUCAACAGAUUUCACUAGCACCUGUACAAAAGCUUGAAGAAGCUCUAUAUGAAUAUCAACCACUGCAAAUAGAGUCGUGUGGGCCACAUGUUCCUGAGCUCGAGAUGUUAGGAAGACUUGGGUAUCUAAACCAUGUCCGAGCUGCCGCUCCACAGGACCUUGCUGGAGGCUACACUUCUUCCCUGGCGUGUCACCGGGCACUGCAGGAUGCGUUCAGUGGGCUUUUCUGGCAGCCCAGUUAACUUUCCCUUCCUGGUUUACAAGAUUUGGACCUUGGAGCAGAAGCAGCAGUGAGCAACAGUAAAGCAAGCUUGUAAAAUUAUAGCCCCAUGCAGCUGCACAACCACAGAACGGUGAUGCAACAGCUACAUGCAAGUCUUUAUAGAGAGAACACUUCAGAAUUCACCCGAGUGUCACAGUGGAUACAUGUGCGAAAAAGAUUGAGAUUUUUACUUACUUUCUUCUGAGGGAUUAAGGCCGUAAGCCAUCUGAUGGAAGAUUUGUUAAUUCACCUAUGUAAGUUUGAGGUUAACGGACAGACUUGUAAAAUUGUUUUAAAAAUAAAGUUAGACUUUAUAUUAAA